This is a messenger RNA of Spodoptera littoralis (African cotton leafworm), 2826 nucleotides long. NCBI's taxonomy places the organism in Eukaryota, Metazoa, Arthropoda, Insecta, Lepidoptera, Noctuidae. The record is from the annotation of a GenBank genome assembly.
AUGGCAACAAAAUCAAAAACACUCCUACUACUAAUAAUAACAAACUUUAUAAUCGCACAAACACAGUUAACAUCAGAAGAAAUUAAAACAAUAAAAGACAGCGAAGAAAUUACUGAUGACACAACAACGGUAGUAGAAGAAGAUGAUGUUAGAACUACAACAGAAUUUAGCGUAACUCCAGAAGAUGUAAAGGAUAAAGAAGAUGAACAGGAGAGUGCUGAGACGGUGACUGAAGAAACCAGUGUGGAUGUCACUGCACCAAGCUCUUCGAAUGUGGUCGAUGAUAUUGGAACUCUUGCUUCGAAUUUAAGUAACAAUAUUGAAGCGGUUACUAAGACUGAGACAGUGCAAAUGACAGCCACAACGAGGGCUAUGGAGGAGGAACCGUCCCCGAAGAUGCAGGAGACGGAAGAAGAUGAAUCGUCCGGUCAGAGGAACCCUAAGGCAGAUAAUGACCCAAAACCAGCGCUAGACAAGAGGAACUUCGACACCCAACCUCCUUUCAAACCGCAGACAACUCGCUCCGUUGUCAGGAGCUGGCUACAAGACUGCUGCGUUAGACCACCAGCUGGUAUCAUGGUGCCUUUGAGAGCAGCUGCCUUGGCGAGGGCUUUAGCUGUAUGGAGCGACCUGACUGUACCAGCGCUGAAUUUAAGCCACGUUUUAGUUAUGGGGUAUGAUUCAAAUGGAGUCAACUGGAGAUCGAGACACAACCUUCAGCCGUCCAGUUCUUCAAGUGAGAAGACCGUUGCAGAAGCGUUAUCCAAGCUCCUACGAAAGUAUCAGGGUGUGAACACAGAUACAACGAAUGACGGUACGAUGAGAGCUUUAUCGACAGCAGCCAAGCUGGUACCGUACGACAGUGCUCUCUUCAUCAUCACGGACAAAGGACCUGGAGAUCCUCAGCGACUGCCACUAGCUUUGAGGGCGCUGGUUGAAAAACGGCUGAAGGUCUACACAAUAUGGACAGAUCCAGCUCAUCCAUCACCACAGUCUGAAGAAGCUCUCCAGGAGUUGAGGAAUGUCUCCAAACACACGGAAGGAGAGGUCAUGCCGUAUCCACUACAAGUUAUGGACAUGGAAGGAUCCGCCAACUUGGCUGCAGAGACUGAGCUGGAGCAAUGGAACCCCUUGGACCCUAAGCAGGGCAGACGAGGCAGAUUGCAUAACGACUUGGGCCUGGAGAAAUUUGAUCUGCUGUUGGUACGUCGUGGAGGUGGACAAGCCAUAUCUCUAGGAGUUCCAGUGGAGAACGGAGUUACAGCAUUGAGGGUCUUUAUCGAGGGAGCCGUAGAACAUGCUGUACUGUACCCUCCUAAUGAUGCCCCUCAAAUCGACCUGUACAACACAACAUCAGUGGCCGCGUUCUCGUCCACAUCGAGAACCGAGGGUAUGUCUCCAAGAGACGUCUACCUGAUCUUCCCCGGCACCAAGUAUGAUUUGGACAUGUUAUCCGUGCUACCAGUAAGUCCGAACAGACCAGAAGUGCAAGCAGCGUACGUAGGCAUGUGGCACCUCAGCGUCCGAUGUGACACUUGUGACUACCGGCUCAUGGUAUCAGCCAGAACCCAUAUACAUUUCGACGUGGAGACUGAUACUCCUGAAACACUCAAGUUCCGAGUGACGGGACCAGUGGCCAGCGUCAGGGAGUCGCAGCUGGUGGACGAGUACAGCACGGAGCUGGCUAAACUACCAUUCAGCUACCAACCCAUAACUGGAGACGGUCAGAAUGAAGAGAUCGACCCCAUAGUGGAGCUGGUAGCUGAUGUUGCGCUACCACCAGUGAAGGCAGCUAAGGUCUACGCUAAAAUCGUCGGCAGAGAUCUGAGAGGUGAACCAUUCAUGAGGUUAUCAGGACCUCUGAACCAACCAGAAAUUCGUAUGGGACGCUCAGCAUCUAUGGUGUAUUCUGACUCAUCGAACGACUUGGAGAAAAUGGAGGAAUUUGAUACUAGGGCAUACAAUGCUCAACUGCUGUUUAAUCAGAACCAAAGUGCUCAACCCUACAGCAGAGCUAUGUCACAGGUUGUUAAUCAACAAGGAAUAGUGCUAACUGCUGUUCAAAUUGGGCUGGCUAGCAGGUUAUAUGGAGCUCCAGGAGAAAGUUUACAGGUUCAUUUCGAAGUCACAAACUACAGAGAACAGUCAGUAAGGUUCAAUUUCGGAGCCACAGGAGAACUGAGAUUUUUGACUGGAAUCAAUCCUACCAGUCAAACCGUGACACCUGGACAGACAGUCAACGUGAUAGUAAGCCUCGUCAUAUCCCCAUCAGCACAACCAGGAUUGAGAGACACCAUCACUUUUACCGCGUAUGGUUCAACAGGAGGCGAGCAAGUAUCCUUAUCCGCCUACGUCUACGUAUCCAAUUCAGCAGAACCUAUCGACACCUUUGCUCCGGAGAUAAGGCAUACUUUCCAGGGCACCUGUCUAGGCAGGACUGGUGAUGACUGCGCUCAACAUGCUUGGUCCACCACUAUUAUUACCAGGGAUAGUCAGUCAGGUCUUCUCCGGCUAACAUCAUCUCCAGUUGGAGUCAUGUAUACGAGUGACUUCAUCUCGGGAACCCGUCAGGAGGUCACAGCUACAUACAGAGCAACCUGUUGCGCGCCACGAGUAUUGUUGAACGCCGUGGACGCUUUUGGCAACACGAAUAGCUAUAUCAUUGAUAGUUCUAACCACCUAACAGGGGCGGCGAUAGCAGCUAUCGUUCUCGGAGUUCUCCUGGCCAUAGCCUUGCUAGCCCUGCUCAUCUUCCUCAUCGUAUGGUGCGUGAGGAAACGGAAGUCAUCGCGCGAACUACCAUCAUACAAUACAUCGAGAAAUUAA